AUGCCAGAACUCCCAAAACCUCACAAUCAAGCUGAAAAAGAAAAGAAAAUAUGGAAUUUUCGCACGCUGAUUACGGGUCGUAACACGCGUUACGACCACUUGCAGUGGCUAUGUGGGAGGUUGAGGACUGCGUUUGGGAGCUGGGGGGAUGCUGAUGGCUGGAGUGUGGAAGCUGAAGAAGAAAGGAAUGAACUGUUAUUGAUCUUGGCAGAAAUUGCUCCAAGGCGUCAGGUUUCUGAUGCAUUUUUGUGGGCGUGCGGAAUGGAGAAAACAUUUACAGUCAGCUCAUGUUAUGAAAUUAUGUUAGAGGAAGCAAACGAUGGGGCGGUUGAGGGAAGAUCUAAGAUGGCGUUUGCGAUCAAAAUUAUCAAUUUUUGUGUGUCGCUUAUUAUGGUCCAGUUACUUCUAAAAUCACUCUAA
Molecule: messenger RNA, 420 nt
Organism: Vicia faba (fava bean)
Lineage: Eukaryota; Viridiplantae; Streptophyta; Magnoliopsida; Fabales; Fabaceae
Source: the annotation of a GenBank genome assembly